Molecule: messenger RNA, 2942 nt
Organism: Solanum dulcamara
Lineage: Eukaryota; Viridiplantae; Streptophyta; Magnoliopsida; Solanales; Solanaceae
Product: F-box/kelch-repeat protein SKIP6-like
Exons: 2
Coding region: 116-1189 (357 amino acids)
Molecular function (GO): protein binding
Source: RefSeq, a predicted model, not a curated record
GCGUGCUUGUACAUGUGUCAGGAUUGAACAAUCUCUCUUUCUCCUUCCUAAACAAAACCCUUUCCAUAUUGAGAUUGACCUCCAUUGAAGAAUCCACAACUUCUCUUUCAUAAAAAUGGCGGAGCUUGGCACACAAUCUCAGCUCAUCCCGAACCUCCCAGAUGACAUAGCCUUACAGUGUCUAGCUAGAGUCCCACGUUCCCAUUACCCCAUUCUCUCCCUCGUUUCCAAAUCUUGGCGUUGCACCGUAAACUCUACUGCACUCUAUACCACCCGAUCAAUUCUCCGUACUACCGAAACUUUCCUCUACUUCAAUAUCCGGGUAAACUCCACUUUCCACUGGUACAUUCUCUCCCACAACCCUAUUUUCACAAACCCAGAGAAACCCAGAAAGCUUUUUCCCCUUUCUUCAAUACCCACUAAGCCGAUUGGACCGGCAUUUGCAGUUUUGGGCUCAAAAAUCUAUGUGAUUGGUGGGUCUAUUGGUGAAAUUCCUUCGAAUAAUGUAUGGGUUUUUGAUUGUAGGUUUAAUUGUUGGGAAAUGGGUCCAAGAAUGAGAAUUGGUAGAGAGUUUGCAGCAGCUGGUGUUGUGAAUGGGAGGAUUUAUGUAAUGGGUGGGUGUGUUGUUGAUAAUUGGGCGAGGUCGAUGAAUUGGGCUGAGGUUUUUGAUCCGACGACGGGGUUGUGGACUGCGCUGCCGAGUCCGAUUGAAGUUAGGGAUAAAUGGAUGCAUGCUAGUGCAGUUGUGGGUGAUAAAAUGUAUGCAAUGGCGGAUAGGGGAGGUGUGGUGUAUGAUGUUGGGGGAUGUGAAUGGGGGAGUGUGUCGAAAAGGCUUGAUUUGGGUUGGAGGGGACGAGCUGCGGUGGUGGGAGGGGUGUUGUAUUGUUAUGAUUAUUUGGGUAAGAUUAGAGGAUAUGAUGUGAAGGAAGAUGUGUGGAAGGAAUUGAAAGGGGUGGAUAAGGGGUUGCAUAAGUUUCUGUGCGGUGCCACGAUGGUGAAUUUUCAUGACAGGUUGUGUGUUGUGUGGGAAGGCAAGGGGAGAGGAAAGGAGGUUGACAUUUUGUGUGCGGAGAUCCAAGUUUGGAAGGAUGAAGAUGGAGGGUUGAGUGGGAACAUUUUGUGGUCGGAUAUGAUUCUUGUUGUUCCUAAUGGUGCCUCAAUUGUGCAUUGCUUGGCAGUUAGCUUGUGAUGAUUAUUACAAACAAGAUUUUCCAUUAGAAGUUUGGCUUAAAGUGAUGGUAGCAUCAGUGGUUCUGGACAAGAGAUAGAUAUGUUAGUUGUAAAUUUGGCAUUAAUUUGAAUCUUGUUAAUCAAGCAUGUAUGGCAACUUCAUUUUAUAAGAAAUUUUAAUGACUUGGAGGUGGAAGCAUUAGUGUUUUGCUCAAAAUUUGCAGCGUGUGGUACUAGACGACAACGGGAGAGACUCUCAAAUCUGUAAACUUUUCUGUCCGUAGUUGUUACAAAAAAAAUUUGAAGCAAGUAGGAAGAUGGGAGGAAAGAAUGGCCAUAGAAAAUUUUUGUUACCUUCAAAAUAAAAAAAGAAUGACCAUGAAAAAUGAUUUGGAAGGCAGUGGUUUGGAAAACUGUGGGAAAGUUUUUCAACAUUUUUGGGAGAAACUUUUAAACUCUUGGUUUUUGAAAAUGAAGAUAUGUUUGGAUAAACAAAUCUUGCAAAAAUCUUUUGGAUGGAGAUGCUCGCUUGAUAUCACCCUUUUAAAGAUAUAGAACACAAUUUUUUACCCCAAUAUUUUUAAGAACUAUCGAUUAUUCUCAAUAUUUUCUAUAUUCAUCUUAGAAUUAUUAAAAUACACAACUAUGGAGUAGGAUAAACAAAAACUGCAAUUAUAAUGAUUUGAGAAAAGCAAAAAACCAAUCAAUUCUGUGAUGGAUACACAUGGUUAGCUAUAAUAUACACAUGGUGAUUAUGGCUAUGAAGGAACAAGAAAAAUAAAGGAAUGAAUGCACAUGGUGAUUCAAGCUUAGAGAAACAAACUAGGAAACAAUCACAACUUUGGAGAAACCAACCACUUUUCAGUUUGGACCUCCAAGCAUAUACCUCACUAGCUUAGAGAACUUGACGAAAACCUUAUGGCAAACAGAAAAUGAUGCAGCAGUUCUUCAUUAAAGUACUUUAAGUGACAUAAUAAUGAAUAGAAAUAACCCACACCCUCUAUUUCAAUUUAUAUGACAUAGUUUGACUUGGCACGGAGUUGAACGAAUUCAUGUUCAUCAACCAAGUAUCACAAUGAUACUAACUUAAUCAACUAAGCGUCCAACAAUUAUGCAUGAUUCUCAAGGAUAUAUAUAUAUAUUCCCAUUGAAGUUGAUUCUCGAUUUUUUACUCCAAUUUAUUCAUUAUAUGAGUUAUGCAGUCUAGUCACUUCAUUAGAAACUCCAAUCGACAUUGGUCCAACAAACCCGACAUUAUUCAUCUUCUUCCUCAGUUUAACCAUAGCUUAAAAAUAAGUCACUUCAAGGCUUUGCUUCGAACUUCAAGUUUUGAAUCUAACUAUGGGUUGAGUAUUUGGAAGGCGUGGUGAAGCAAGCAGUUGACAAUUUCUUUCUUGAAAGUGAAAUCAAAAAGACAUGGGAAAACCCUGAUAUAUUUGAUCUUGUUAAGGAUUAUCUUGACAGUAGUAAUUAAAUUAUAAAUUUGUUCUUCACUUGACUAAUGUCUUGAAUGUGCAUGUAAUAGCCAAUCUGUAAUUCUUGUAACAUUAACAGAGUUUGAGGAUGAUCGAACAUGGCAUCUCCGGCAUCGUUGCCGCUUCCCCGACGCUCUGGAUCCUUUAACUUUAAAUUUCUCAUUUUGCCCUAAAUGUGAUGAUUUAUAGUCUCACAAAUAUUUACGGUUUGUUUAAACCACAAGUUUCAAAAGUCCUUUUUUAUGUGUGGUUCAUUUUAAUGUAUUUUUCACAAUCCUCAUUUGUAGUUUAUGCUUA